AUGGUGAAGAGAAGGUCGCCACCGUCAGUCAUGGUGAUCUCUGCCUUGAUGUGGGUAUUGGUGGGCCUACUGCUGGAAAGGAUCCCCCAGGUCAGAGAUUUCCGACCGCUUGUGUAUCUGGCACAGCUUCAAUUGGUGCUGCCAUCAGUUGACCAUCACCAAGUCGACAUCAAAGGCAACUGGCCGUUUGAAUCCAAUCUCAAAAUUUGCAAGUUCUGGAGUGCCUUCCCCCUCAGUUCGAAGUUUGGGAAGCAACUGGACCGUGGCCAAUCCAAAGCGGUGAGGAUAGAGUCGAUGUUCACCGCCAUGGCACCAGCACGUGUCAAGAGACAGUUGCAGUCUGCAGCAGCCAAACGAGCCAGCCAUACGAUCCAUGGUUGA
Messenger RNA from Cladocopium goreaui, 381 nucleotides. Lineage: Eukaryota; Dinophyceae; Suessiales; Symbiodiniaceae. The record is from the annotation of a GenBank genome assembly.